Anisakis simplex (herring worm) is the source of this 198-nucleotide messenger RNA. Lineage: Eukaryota; Metazoa; Nematoda; Chromadorea; Rhabditida; Anisakidae. The record is from the annotation of a GenBank genome assembly.
AUGGCGUUACGCUUAAAUAUUGGUAUUGAUGUGGCACGGGGAAUGCGGUACUUACAUGAAUUGGCCAAAAGACCAGUCAUUCAUCGGGAUCUCAAUUCUCAUAAUAUUUUACUGCAUCAAAAUGGUCGAGCUGUUGUCGCCGAUUUUGGUGAAUCACGUUUUGUGACGCAACGGGAUGACGAUAACAUGACUAAACAA